AUGAGUUCAUCCAGCCCCACAACAGAAGUUCAACCCCGCUUCCAGCAGCUCUUCACCGGGCUCGAAAAGCGCUUCCAGUCGACCACUCUGGGCAGCGACAAGUGGUACAUCCUGGCCAUUACUACGCUAGCAGCCGGCCCUGACCCGGAGUGCGCAGACCAGCUCUACCUGCAUCUCUGCUCGCAACCAGGCAACUCCGCCCCUUCCGAGCGGCAGGCACUUGUUCGGCGUCUGCGCGAGGCCCUCUUCAAAGCUGUUCCUAUAGUCGGAGUGUGCAGGCCUCUUGAGGCCAUUUUGUCCAUCGGCAAGGUCGAGCGUGAAGAGGACAAAGACUACACAUUUACCCGCGAGGGCUGGCAAUGUGACCAGGCCAACCACGACCGCGGCGCGGCGUGGAUGCAGAAGCUGUAUGCGCAGAACACCAGCGGAACGCUGAAUCUGUUUGCGGCGCAUAAGGACUUCUCGUGGUUGUCUGAGGAUAUUACCUACGGCUUGUUCCUGUCGGAUCGCCAGGUUUUGGAUGAUGUUGAUACACAACUUGUUGUCCUGCCUGGGAUUAUGAGCCAGAAUCUGCCGAAUGAGACGCACUGGCACAUUCGAGGAACUCGACGUCUCGGGCUGCCGAAGGAGGAGGUGCAGGUUAUUUGGGACUGUGUGCAGCUUGUGGCGCAAUUCUUCGAUGUUAAGUUGAAUAAGGUGCCUACAGUUGAGCAGGUCGAGUACGAUGUUUAG
Molecule: messenger RNA, 732 nt
Organism: Penicillium canariense
Lineage: Eukaryota; Fungi; Ascomycota; Eurotiomycetes; Eurotiales; Aspergillaceae
Exons: 1
Coding region: 1-732 (243 amino acids)
Source: RefSeq, a predicted model, not a curated record